Molecule: messenger RNA, 969 nt
Organism: Rotaria socialis
Lineage: Eukaryota; Metazoa; Rotifera; Eurotatoria; Philodinida; Philodinidae
Source: the annotation of a GenBank genome assembly
AUGAUCUGGUCAUUCUAUCUUACCUCGGUUUUACUUGGUGUCGGUGCAGCUAUACUUUGGACGGCAGAAGGUGCUUACCUGGCAGCUAAUUCUGAUGAACACACCACCAGUCGGAAUACUGGUGUCUUUUGGGCAUUGUUUCAAUGCAGUCUUCUUGGCGGUAAUCUCUACGUUUAUCUGUCGCUCAAAGCCGAUGCCAUCACGCGAACAACUCGAUAUCCACUAUUUUUCGUCUUUUCAGUGGUAUGUGCCGUGGGUUUGGUGAUAUAUGCAUGUAUUAUUUGGCGAUGGUUAAUCGAACGACGUGGACAAAAAUUACAAUCAGAUCCUAUUGAACAAAAAACAGCGCUCAGUGAUGUCAUUGAAACGUUUAAGAUCGCUCUAAGGCUCUUAAAAACACGAAAUAUGCUUCUUCUAUUAAUUCCAUUCGCCUAUACAGGCGGUGGAUUGUUUGGAUUUAUUACCAAACCGAAAACAUCAUCUCAGUGUGCUUUGGUCAUCUUGAUCGGAUUUUUUCUACAAAUUAUUUUCUACUAUUCGGCCUGGAUCAAUUUUCCUGCUGAUGCACCUGCAAAUGAAACCAAUGCUGAAUCAUACUUUCAAUUUAGUUCAUCAACAAGUCAAGUUAUUGCUUUUGUCGGUUCUUUUAUAGUCGGACUUGGAGACAGUGCUUUAAAUACACAGCUGUUCACUGUACUGGCUAGUCAAUUUAAGCAUUCGAGUGCUUCGGCGUUCGCUCUUUUUCAGCUCGUUCAAGUACCGAUUGUCUAUUUACCAUAUUUUUAUAUGCGUUGCAUUUUAGGGCAUAGCAUCGGCGAUUGCCUACUCUUACGCUGGUUCAUUGGAUCUACAGUAUCAACUGUUAGUCGUGGUGGUUUUCCUCAUUCUAAGUGCACUUGCCUUCUUCUGUGUCUUGUUUGGCAAAGCCAUCUCCCAGCCAUUGAAAGUUGGAUUCGAGCAGGAAAAUGA